Molecule: messenger RNA, 204 nt
Organism: Fonsecaea erecta
Lineage: Eukaryota; Fungi; Ascomycota; Eurotiomycetes; Chaetothyriales; Herpotrichiellaceae
Exons: 2
Coding region: 1-204 (67 amino acids)
Source: RefSeq, a predicted model, not a curated record
AUGCCUUCGGAUUCCAAGCCCAAUGUGUCCUUCGACACCGCCUCGACCUCGACAUCAUCGAUCAUGAGUGAGAAGGAGCGAGCUCAACAGGAGAAGAAGCCUUCGCUGGCCAAGAGGGUCGUGACAGCCAUCAAGAACUUUGAGCCUCCAGAGCCAAGGAUACCGCAAAGCAGACACGAGUAUAUGCCAGCCUGGUCGAGGUGA